AUGUUUGGCAUCAGUGCUCGUCGAAUCCUUGUCUCUCAGCGACUAGCUCGCUUCUCAUCUACUACAUCCUCAUAUGAACACAUUCUAGUGACUCGAGAAGGCAAAGUUGGAAUCGUCCAACUGAAUCGCCGAAAGGCCUUGAAUGCACUCUCAUCGCCCCUCAUGAAGGAAUUGAAUGAAGCUCUAAAGGCUUUUGAUGCUGAUGCGGCUGUUGGGUGUAUGGUCUUGACGGGAAGCGAGAAGGCAUUUGCUGCUGGUGCUGAUAUCAAGGAGAUGAAGGACAAGACCUUCCCUGAUAUAUACACGAGCAAUUUCAUUGCGGACUGGACGGGGAUUACCAAGAUUCGAAAGCCGAUUAUUGCUGCUGUCAAUGGAUUUGCUCUUGGUGGUGGAUGUGAGCUCGCCAUGAUGUGCGAUCUCAUAUACGCCGGCGCAACAGCCAAAUUCGGCCAACCGGAAAUAAAGCUCGGCACAAUCCCAGGAGCAGGUGGUACGCAACGCUUGACACACGCACUAGGAAAAUCCAAAGCAAUGGAAUUGGUUUUGACUGGCAACAUGAUUUCAGCUGAAGAAGCUGAAAAGGCUGGGUUGGUUGCUCGUGUAUACCCUGUUGAGAAGUUGGUGGAAGAGGCUGUCAAGACUGCUGAAGUGAUUGCGAGUUACUCGUCGCCGGUUGUUGUUAUGGCUAAGGAGGCUGUUAAUAAGUCGUUUGAAUUGUCGUUGGAAGAAGGGUUACAUUUGGAAAGAAGACUCUUCCAUUCUACGUUUGCUACCAAAGAUCAAAAAGAAGGAAUGUCUGCCUUUGCAGAGAAACGAGCUGCUAAAUUCACAAACCAAUAG
Molecule: messenger RNA, 840 nt
Organism: Synchytrium microbalum
Lineage: Eukaryota; Fungi; Chytridiomycota; Chytridiomycetes; Synchytriales; Synchytriaceae
Exons: 6
Coding region: 1-840 (279 amino acids)
Biological process (GO): fatty acid beta-oxidation
Cellular component (GO): mitochondrion
Molecular function (GO): enoyl-CoA hydratase activity
Source: RefSeq, a predicted model, not a curated record